Molecule: messenger RNA, 1374 nt
Organism: Glossina fuscipes
Lineage: Eukaryota; Metazoa; Arthropoda; Insecta; Diptera; Glossinidae
Gene: Cdk5
Product: cyclin-dependent kinase 5 homolog
Exons: 5
Coding region: 77-955 (292 amino acids)
Biological process (GO): neuron apoptotic process; protein phosphorylation; axonogenesis
Cellular component (GO): nucleus; cytoplasm
Molecular function (GO): ATP binding; cyclin-dependent protein serine/threonine kinase activity
Source: RefSeq, a predicted model, not a curated record
CAACCUUAUCGAUUUAUUUAAUUUGAGAAUGUGUAAUUGCUAAAAGAUCUUUUGCAUUUAACAACAUAAAAACAAAAUGCAAAAGUAUGAAAAAUUGGAGAAAAUUGGCGAGGGAACCUAUGGAACUGUAUUUAAGGGGCGAAACCGCGAAACAAUGGAAAUUGUAGCUUUAAAACGUGUUCGUCUCGACGAGGAUGAUGAAGGUGUCCCGAGCUCUGCUUUACGUGAAAUUUGUUUAUUGAAGGAAUUAAAACAUAAGAAUAUAGUCCGCCUGUAUGAUGUCUUACAUUCGGAAAAAAAAUUAACUUUGGUUUUUGAACAUUGCGAUCAGGAUCUGAAGAAAUAUUUUGAUAGCUUGAACGGUGACAUUGACAUGGCUGUCUGCCGUAGUUUUAUGUUGCAACUCCUAAAAGGUUUGGCUUUUUGCCACAGUCAUAAUGUAUUGCAUCGGGAUUUGAAGCCACAGAAUUUAUUGAUUAAUAAAAACGGUGAAUUAAAGUUGGCAGAUUUUGGUUUGGCAAGAGCUUUCGGAAUACCAGUGAAAUGUUACUCAGCAGAAGUGGUUACUCUAUGGUAUCGUCCACCCGAUGUUUUGUUUGGCGCGAAAUUAUAUACUACUAGCAUUGACAUGUGGUCAGCUGGGUGCAUAUUUGCCGAAUUAGCGGAUGCUGGUCGUCCGUUAUUUCCAGGCUCUGACGUUUUAGAUCAGCUAAUGAAAAUAUUCCGUGUGUUAGGAACUCCCACCGAAGAAAGUUGGCCAGGUGUUACUCAUCUAUCGGAUUAUGUGGCUUUACCACAUUUUCCUGCAAUUACUUCGUGGAGUCAAAUUGUGCCGCGUCUCAGUUCGAAAGGCCGUGAUCUUUUACAGAAGCUGCUAGUUUGUCGACCAAACCAACGCGUUAGUGCGGAGCAAGCUAUGCAGCAUCCAUAUUUUGCAGACAGUUCAAAUCACUGAACUGAAAUCAUAUUAUUGUCAAGUAUGAUUGCCUAAGAGAUUUCAACGUUUGUCUCGUCGUUGGCGAAAUGGCAAACAAACAUUUUGGCGGUGUGUCGUUCGACUCCAGUUAGAACUUCUAUCUUAGUUUCUUAAACUCAUUUUGUAUUAUUUACUGUUAAGGUUAAGUGUUUUUCGUUGCUAUGAUAUAUUAAAAUUGCCCCUAUAUAUAAUAACAUUAUUAUAAUAACGUGUAAGAAUAAGUAAGUAAGUAUAGUAUAUGAAGUACGUAUUCGCGACUCCAAUUUAUUUGUGUCGAAAUUGCUUGAUGUUAAAAAGAUUUUUAAAUGGGGUAAUUAAUUUUAAAAGGUGACCAAAUCUUUGCGAAAUGUUUAAAUAAGAGUAGUAUUUAAACAAAAUAAAAGGCAAGUGCAACCCUG